Messenger RNA from Aspergillus sclerotioniger CBS 115572, 1217 nucleotides. RefSeq lists its product as uncharacterized. Bases 95 to 1075 code for a protein of 326 amino acids. The transcript has 2 exons. The record is from RefSeq and is a predicted model, not a curated record. NCBI's taxonomy places the organism in Eukaryota, Fungi, Ascomycota, Eurotiomycetes, Eurotiales, Aspergillaceae.
UGCCAUGGUUUUUAUAUACUAAUUGAGCCACAACAACAUCCCAAUACCGUCGCUCUCGCCUGCUCGAACCAAUACGCGAAUACUACUCUACACGAUGCUCCAUAUCAACCACCCCCAGGAACUCCCGAAUUGGGCAUCCAUGGGCCCGUCAGAUACACAGGGGCUCGGAUUGGAGUCUGAUCUCAUGGAGGAGGAACUGUACGGAAGCCACCUGGGACUCCAUGACUUUGACUUGUCUUCGUCGCAAUUGCUGAGCCCAGAGCUUUGCCCAGAAUUCGACUUGGCCAUGGGCGAGGCGGCCUCGGAGCUGUACCACACGUCGCAACCGAUGGGCGUCGCUAACGCGUUGAAUGCACCACGAUUGGCGGAUAAAAUCACUUCAAUAUUCGGAGAAUCCACGUUCAACAUCGCGCCUGUAUCCAAGCCCAUUGCCGCUGACUUCUCCUUGGACGACCUGCUUCGCUCGGCUUCUCAAUUAGCCACCGAACGUGCGCUCUACAUGAACAUUCCGGCGGGCACUCCCUCUCCCCGAGCAUCACACGAUAGCCCCAGCUCUCGAGUUCGCUUUGUCCAGUCGCCCGUCCUAGACGACCCUUGCAGCUCACCAACGAGUUAUCAAUCAUACAGUGGCAGCGAGGGUGAUUGGGAUCGGGAAUACAACCACGGCGAACCGGUGCAGUUCUACGGACUGCCCGAAAUUGGGUUUUCUGAGGCUGUCCCGCUGCAUCACGCCCUCGACGAGGCGAUGGUCCAACCUCCUUUUGGCGACCCACUGCCCACCCCGAACCCGGGACCGCGCCGCAAAAGCCAGACCAUGGAAAUUAGCCUCAGUAUGGACUCGAAUGAGAGUGGACUUACCCCGCUGGAGAUGCCCGAUGGGAGUACCCGCUUCACGGCCAACUGGCUCCCCGUGGAUCCCGAGGGUGGGUUCACCAUCCGAGCACCACCACCACCCCCAGCGAGCAGGAUUGAUCCCAACAGCAGCUGGGCUCAGGAUCCCGCGGACUACUACUUCGCCCAAAGCGCAUUCAUCUCAAUCCCGACGGAUGCCGGUCUAUCAUCCACGGCAGUGUGAGCCGAUGACACAGACGACUGCGAGCGCGAGAAGCGCACAACACCAUGCACCCAGCCACUAGAUGGUGGGCCACCGCCCGACCGCCCGAUUAGUCCACCCCCGACCAACCAUCACGCCGGUCGCAGGGGGUCCGGAGAAAUUC